Molecule: messenger RNA, 720 nt
Organism: Striga asiatica
Lineage: Eukaryota; Viridiplantae; Streptophyta; Magnoliopsida; Lamiales; Orobanchaceae
Source: the annotation of a GenBank genome assembly
AUGAAGGUCGGCAGAAGCCAAUCUAUUUAUACCAGUAGGAUAUUGCAAGGGUGGAUGUUAAAGCGUGAUGUUGAGCUUGCAAAAUAUAACACAAAGUUCGAAGUCAGAAGAGCUAUAAAAGCUCAAGAUUUGGCAAGUUUCAUACAAGAAUGUACGGUGGAAAAGAAGGUUGGCCAAUGGUUGGUCUAUGUAGACGGCUCCUCAACUAUUAGAGGGGUAGGUGUAGGGGCGUUGAUCAUAACUCCAAAGAAAGAUCACCUCAAGUUUGCCGUAAAGCUAUCAUUCACGACUUCGAAUAAUAAGGCGAAAUAUGAAGCACUGUUGGAGGGAAUUCAGGUUAAGGAAGAGUACGAAGCUAAAAACGAGAGAUGCAAAAGUAUAUGCCCGAAGUCUAGGUCAAUCACGUUGAUAGAAUUCCACUCAAGCAUCUUGGAUCAGGUGAUGGAGGUCGUAGAGCAAGAAGAUUGGAAGUCGCCACGGAGGUCCUAUGUAGGUCCACAUUUACAUUACAUGUCUGACCAAGAAGAAGAGUACGUCCUCAGGGAGGUUCACGAAGGACUGUGUAGCAAUCAAAUAAAGGCAAAAGCACUGAUGAGAAAGGUAUGGUACUUGAGAGUACUCGUGUUCGAUAAUGGAGCCCAAUUCAAGGGCCAAAAGAUAACGACUUGGAGUGAAGACAUUGGCAUAUCGCAACAUUUUGCCUCUGUGGCCCACCCUUAA